Colletotrichum acutatum is the source of this 1969-nucleotide messenger RNA. RefSeq lists its product as uncharacterized. Lineage: Eukaryota; Fungi; Ascomycota; Sordariomycetes; Glomerellales; Glomerellaceae. The record is from RefSeq and is a predicted model, not a curated record. The transcript is spliced from 6 exons. Bases 259 to 1761 code for a protein of 500 amino acids.
GUUCCCCUGAAGAAGUGGUGCCUGCUCAGACGGCAGCCCAUCACAUUUGUCUUAUAUCGCAGAUGUCCUUCCCACGUCGGCCGCCCCCCUCCGGUCAAUCCUGGAUGACAUGACAAACGUCUGUGGUUGCCCGUCAAAAACAUUUGAGGCAAAUUCUCGUCCUGGUCACGACGGGCCUUUCUCUGCUCCUUUCCGUCUUUCCUUUCCUUUCCUUCCCAUUCAUUCUCACAGACAUCUUCACCAUCAGCAUCGCUCGCCAUGAGGCAAUCGAUACUGCUCGGCGUCGCGGUCGCCUUCUUUGGUGCUGUUCAAGGUUCACUGCUGGAGUUUGCAGCCAUGCUGCCCCAGUGCGGGCUGGAAUGUACACUCGAAAAGUUACCACUCUCGGCUUGUAAGGUUCCGACAAACGAUACCUGCAUAUGCAGUGAUCAUGAUCUGCGGAUGAGCGUACAAACAUGUCUCAUCCAGCGGUGCAAGAAACUAGAAGCCAUAGACGUUGCAAGGAUAGAAGCUGAAGCAUGCCAACGUCCGGUCCGUAAGCGAAAGGUGGACAUCAUGGUGCCACUCAUCCUCCAGAUUACCGGGAUUCUGGUGGUUCCGUUACGAUUAUACGCGAGAUGGACGACGAUGCAUCGAUUCGAGGCCGACGACUGGAUCAUGAUGUUCUGCGGCGCUAUGUUUAUCGUUUUUGUCGUUGUUGGACAGCUUGCCGGGCACGUUGCCUUUGGAGAAGACAUCUGGAUGGUCGAGCCAGAUGAACUCACCUUAGGAUUAAAGCUCUUCUUCAUCGACGAAAGCAUGUACCUCGCCUGCCUAGGCCUGACCAAGAUCUCAGUACUCUUCUUCUACCUCAGAAUAUUCCCGAAUAAGUCCUUCCGAUGGGCAACAUACGCGACCAUGACAUAUAUCAUAAUAUCGACCACGGUCGUUCUCCUGAUGCAGAUCUUCCAGUGCAUCCCCUUUGAAUUCAACUGGGUUGGCUGGAAAGGCGACUAUGGUCCGCACCACUGCCUGGAUAUCAACGCACUAGCCUUUGUGGCUGCCGGGCUGAGCAUCAGCCACGACCUCAUCAUCCUCGCCUUGCCUCUUCCGCUGCUGUUGCACCUCAACACUUCCAAACGCUCCAAGAUAGGCAUCCUGUUCAUGUUCAGUCUCGGCAUCUUCGUCCUCAUCACGUCAUGCAUCCGGCUCCGCUACAUCGUCUCGUUCACGCAAUCGCUCAACCCGACGUGGGACUUCACGGACCCCCUCAUCUGGUCCGGUCUCGAGGCAUCCGUAUCCAUGAUUGUCGUGUGCCUCCCGGCGCUCCGGAUCUUGCUGAAGCGUGGCUGGCCCAGGCUGUUCAGCACGAUUGGCACCGUGGAGAUCCACUCGGCACCGAAGAAGAAUACCAACGCGUCAUCUCGGAUGGCGUACGCCAUGAAGGUGGCUGAAGAUGGCGAGGGCGAUGGAAACGGAGACCACAACGCGAUGAACGAAGGGGACGAAGAGGUCGCUGACGCAAAGUACGCCGCGAGCGAAGCGAGAGCCGCGAGGAGGAUGGCGGAGAAGAGGAGGAAGUUCUUCUCGUUCAGGUCAACGACCGUGGAGCCCAACGAGAGCGAGCUGGAGCUGGAGCUGGGCGACAAGGUGCGGGGCGAGGUCAGGACGCAGAUCCGGUACCAUGAUGGGGAAUCGGUGACGAGGAGGAGCUCUAUUGAAUCUGGGAUUCAUGUGAGGACGACGACUACCAUUCACGACGCGAAUGGGAAGACAUUUUGAGUCCGUCAGUUGAGACGCUCAAUCACGCAUACACGGGGGACUUGAAUUUUCGCAUUUCUUUCACUUUGGAAACCACAGCACUUAGGAGACUGAUGAUACCAUUGCAUCGCGAGGCGUUGGAUUUACUUAAGGGAGUUUCUCUACAAGAAUACAUGUACGUAAUAGUAAAAAAAAGUAAUAUCAUGUCUAAUUAUUAGUAUACCCUUAU